Molecule: messenger RNA, 1423 nt
Organism: Zingiber officinale
Lineage: Eukaryota; Viridiplantae; Streptophyta; Magnoliopsida; Zingiberales; Zingiberaceae
Exons: 7
Coding region: 61-1248 (395 amino acids)
Biological process (GO): collagen metabolic process
Molecular function (GO): L-ascorbic acid binding; oxidoreductase activity, acting on paired donors, with incorporation or reduction of molecular oxygen; iron ion binding
Source: RefSeq, a predicted model, not a curated record
UGAUUAAUAUAACUUCGGGGGGCAUUUUAGAAGAGCUCUCCAAAUAGAUCUCGCUUAACAAUGGCGGCCGCCCCAUCGAUGGAGAAUCCUCGUCGUCUCCUUCAUGGCUUCUUCUCCUUCGAGCUUUGUAAGGAGCUGGAGUUCAUUCACCGGAGCAGCGGCACUGUGGGCUACAGGCCCAGCGUCUUCUCCACCACGCUUCCCCACCUCGCAGCCACCAACUGCGGUCACUUCAUCCUUCCCUUCCUUCCUCUACGCGACCGCCUCAAGGAUGCCGUGGAGGAGACAUUUGGGUGCGAAUUUGAGCUCUUUGUUGAGUUCACCGGCCUCAUCAGUUGGUGUAAGGGUGCAUCUAUUGGAUGGCAUAGUGAUGACAAUAAGCCCUAUCUAAGACAAAGAGACUUUGCGGCAGUGUGCUAUUUGAAUAAUCAUGAGAAAGAUUUCAGAGGUGGUCUAUUUCAUUUUAAAGAUGGUGAACCUUCUUCAGUUGCACCAAUUGCCGGAGAUGUUCUGAUCUACACAGCUGAUGAACGCAAUAUCCAUUGUGUAGAUGAGGUAAUUGAUGGCGAAAGACUGACUUUAACUCUUUGGUUCACGCGUGACUGCUCACAUGAUGAGGAUGCCAAGGUUAUCAAUAUUCUCUCUCAAAGAAUACAAUAUGAACCUGACUCCUUCCUACCUUUGCCAGCAUCUAGUACCAUGUAUUGGUUUCAGAAGGAUGGGUCAGGCUUUGAUGUGCGCCAUGCUAGAGUGAGCUUCCUUGGUUAUGAUUUCUCUUCAACAAAAGAAAAGUCUAGAGCAGAUAAUUCAUUAUGUGAUCCUUUAGAGCUACUUGAUGGGAGAUUGUAUCUUGCUAGGGGAGAUGAAGUUCUUGUCAAAGAAUUCUUAAAUAGUCUACAUGCUUUGCAGGUUCUACAAUUCUGCUACUGGAGAGCUUCUGAAUUAGCCAAAGGAAGGGAAGAGGGCCAUCGUCAAGGAUCUGCUCGGCCGGCGAUUUUAAAGAGAACAAGCAAUUUGAAAUUGUCACUGCCACAUGACGACAAACUUGCUGUGGAAGUUUUAGGGGGCCCUUCUUGUAACUGCAUAAAACUUCAAUUCAAAUGGGAAGACUUGGUGUUAGGAAUCGCCAAGUGGGAGGAAUACGUGUCUCAAUUACACAGAAACAUGCUAGUGUGUAUUCCUAGCUGGUUAUCCAACCACACUCUUUCGUUAGAUAAUCAUAUUGUUGAAUUCGUACAUGCAACAUGAGAUGCAAACGGCAAACCGCACGUUCAUGGUGAUCAACUCAACUUUCCUAUUCAUUUUUGUUUGAACUUGUGUUCAUCUUUGUACCUUCUUUACCAAAUUUUUAUCUUUUAAAUCUUUUGUUGUAAACAUUAUUAUUUUAUUUGAUAGUCCAAUCAUUUGUUUUUCAUUCUUGAUA